This is a messenger RNA of Xenopus laevis (African clawed frog), 1751 nucleotides long. It is a transcript of the gene elovl3.L, whose product is annotated as ELOVL fatty acid elongase 3 L homeolog. The record is from RefSeq and is a predicted model, not a curated record. The coding region runs from base 98 to 910 and encodes 270 amino acids. NCBI's taxonomy places the organism in Eukaryota, Metazoa, Chordata, Amphibia, Anura, Pipidae. The transcript is spliced from 4 exons.
CACUGCCAGUUCCCUGCCAUUCAGCCGGCAGCAGCAGAGGGACCAGGACGGUGCACGUGGGCUCUGCUGUGUGACUUGCAUUCUGCCUGGAGCUGCAAUGGGUGAAUUAGAUGGGCACAACCUGUCAGUUAUUCUACUGCAGGAAUAUGACUUUGAGAGACGUUUUGAUGAUCAGGGUGCCAUCCAAUGGAUGCAAGAAAACUGGAGCAAGUCUUUCUUCUUCUCAUUGCUGUAUGCUGCAUUGAUAUUUGGAGGUCAACAUAUGAUGAAAGAAAGAAGGAGGUUUGAAUUGCGCCGGCCUUUAGUUCUCUGGUCCUUCACAUUAGCUGUCUUCAGUAUCAUAGGUGCGGUUCGAACUGGUUGGUUCAUGGGGAAUAUGCUUAUUAGCAGUGGUUUCAGGCAGUCGGUGUGUGACCGUGCGUUUUACAGUGGGCCUGUUAGUAAAUUCUGGGCUUAUGCCUUUGUCCUAAGUAAAGUGCCAGAACUUGGUGACACCUUUUUUAUUGUCCUGCGCAAGCAAAAGCUGAUCUUCCUCCAUUGGUACCACCACAUCACUGUGCUGCUUUACACUUGGUAUACCUACAAGGACAUGGUUGCUGGAGGUGGAUGGUUCAUGACCAUGAACUACACGGUGCAUGCCUUUAUGUACUCUUACUACACAUUGCGUGCCGCUGGGAUUCCCGUUCCACGCCCCUGUGCCAUGUUCAUCACAUUUACCCAGAUCUUACAGAUGGUAAUGGGCAUCGUGGUGAACGUUCUCGUAUAUAGGUGGAUGCAGGAUGGAACUUGUUUGAGUACCACAGAGAAUAUAUUCUGGUCCUCUCUGAUGUAUUUCAGUUACUUGAUCCUUUUCUGUAGUUUCUUCCAUAAAGCAUACUUGAAAUUUCCCACUCAAAAGAAGAAUGAUUAAUUUGGUGAGAUCCUUGGCCUGUUCCUUGGAGCAGUAUUGCCAACAUCUGUACAUUUCCAACUACAAUGUGACCAAGGACUAUAUUUACAUAAUAAAUAGUGCAUAUAAGGUUAGAAACACCUAUAGUGAAUAAUGAUGGGAUGCCAACGGCACCAUCUCUAUAAAGAUUAUUGUGUUUAUGGAAAAGUAUAACAUACGCAAGCCACGUUGAUGUGUUAUUUAAUACGAGGUGCUGACAAUGCAAACAAUUUUGAAGUUUUUUUAUUUAAAGGGAACGUUUUCUGUGAAUUUAAGGAUAACAGUAAUAUUUUCAUCUGAUGCAAAAUACCUCUUUUUUUUUUUUUAAAUGAAUUCGCCAAUUUGGGCUCAGAUAACGGUAUGCAAAUAACUGCACACUGAAAAUAGAUUUGCUCUGUGCAAAACAGAAAUUGGUAUAGCUCCUUUAUGUUUUUCCUCUUAAUUUAUUUCUGCAAGAAAAUGUAAUGGAAGCAACAUGUAUAUAAUAGCACCAUGUUAACCCAUGCCCCAGACACAGUGAAUGCAGCAUUAUAAGACUCAUAUCAGACAGCGCACAUAGGGAAGUUAAGCCGUUAAAGUCUAUGGAUAAACUAAACACUAAACCAAGCAGGCAUAUUGUAUUGAAAACAAUCUCCUGCAGAUGUCAUUGCACAGGUCUAAGUCAGACACACUAGUACAAUAUAUACUGGACCUUGAGCCAGUGUUGGACUGGCCCACUGGGAUACCAGGAAAACUCCCGGUGGGCCCAGGUGUUUGGGGGCCCUUGAGUUGCUAAAGAUUUGGCCUAUUUCAUGGCUAUUUCCUAUUUCUUUGAGAACAAAGA